CGCCUUUGCUUCUCGAUGUAUUGAAAUAUCGACCGCGCAGGCGAUUAUUGAAGCCACAGCUUUACCUGGAUGAAACUGGUGCCAUUAGGCUGUGUGCUUGCACCUCAGGCGACUCUCAGAACGCUCCUGCCUUCUCAUUCUUCUUUCCACCUCCUGUCUCUGUCGCGGUCUCCGCUUGCGCCUGACCUCAUCUUCCUGACUUCUCGAUCUAUUACAUCCACCUCUAGAUAUCUCAACCUGCAGCAAACCUUCAUCAUGCCACAAGCAAGGCAGUCAACUCUCGGCAAAUUCCUCGGGAACACACAAAAUGGCACCAAAUCUAAAACCCAGUCCACUCUCUCCUUCAACCAAAAGUCGACAUCCAAGGGCAGGAAAGCGGAUGAUCCACCCGAGGAAGAGAUGGAUGUGUCCGCUGAUCCGAGAAAUGGACACGUGGACGAUGUCGAGAAUGGCAAGGAUGAAACCAACAAUUCCCCAAGCAGAAAACACAAGCUAGAGGGCGAAGAAGAGGAGGAUGACUCUGACGAUCAGCCUGUGGUCAAGAGACGGAGGAGAGCAUCUGCAUCCGAAAAUAAGCCCAAAGAUCCUCCAAAGACAAAUGGUGUCGCUGCCAAACUGGAAUCUAAAGUUGAUAUUGAAGAGACGUCUUCGAAAACGGUCCAGUUCGAGCAAGAGGAGCCGGAACUGUCAGAUCGAGACAGUGGUGUCUCAGAAGCCGACGAGGAUGUCUCUGCAAGUGAGGACGAGAACCUCAAGGUCGAUAAAAAACAAGCGGCCGAAAUUCAGGCCACGAUCAUAUCAACGGGAAAAGAUCCUUAUCCAGAUUGGAAGGCUGGCGAUCCUGUCCCGUACGCAGCACUGUGCACAACUUUCUCCUUGAUCGAACUCACAACAAAGCGUCUACAAAUCACAGCCUAUUGCUCGGCUUUUCUGCAGCAAGUUCUCCGAUUGACGCCUCAGGAUCUCCUGCCUACGAUCCAACUGAUGCUGAACAAACUCGCUGCAGACUACGCCGGUAUCGAACUUGGGAUAGGGGAGUCCCUGAUCAUGAAAGCCAUUGGAGAGAGCUCUGGCCGCUCGUUAUCGGUUAUCAAGGCAGACCAUCAAAAGAUUGGUGAUCUGGGCCUGGUUGCUGCCAAGAGUAAAUCUAAGCAGAGCCAGAUGUUUAAACCAAAGCCGCUCACAGUCCGAGGCGUCCAUCAGGGAUUACUUGACAUCGCCAAGAUGGAAGGGCAAGGCUCACAAGACCAGAAAGUUCGAGCUAUCAAUAAACUCAUGGCGUCUGCAGAUGUCUCAUCUGCAGGUAAAACUGUCGACAUCACCAAGGACAAAGGAGGGCCGUCCGAGGCCAAGUUCUUGGUUCGUUUUCUUGAAGGAAAACUGAGACUCGGCCUGGCAGAGAAAACCGUCAUCAUUGCGCUGGCACAGGCCGUAGUGACCCACGAGGCCGUGAAGGAAGGGAAGGUUCCCACCACAGAUCAGUUGGCGCAGGGAGAGGCCACGCUGAAAAUGGUUUACAGCCAGCUGCCUUCAUACGAAGUGAUCAUUCCUGCAAUGCUGGAACACGGCAUCUUCAACUUACACGAGACGUGCAAGUUGCAGCCAGGAGUGCCCCUGAAACCCAUGCUUGCCAAACCAACCAAGUCAAUCACCGAGGUGCUAGACCGGUUCGAGGGCAAGAACUUCACAUGCGAAUAUAAAUACGAUGGGGAGCGUUCGCAGAUCCACUACAUUGCCCCUGAAGCCAUGUCCGAAUACCCAGCAGCACAGAACACGCUAACCAAAGAUCCGAAGGCAUUCAAAGGUCUUGCAGCCGUUUUCUCAAGGAACUCGGAGGACCUUUCAAAGAAAUACCCCGACAUCCUAGAGAAACUCAACUCGUGGGUUAAGCCCUCGACGAAGAGUUUUGUCCUGGACUGCGAGACCGUCGCUUGGGAUCCUCAAAACAAGAAAAUCCUACCCUUCCAACAACUAAUGACUCGCAAGCGCAAAGACGUCAAGACCUCUGAAGUCACUGUCCAAGUAUGUGUGUUUGCCUUCGAUAUGCUCUUUUAUAAUGGCGAAGCACUUGUGCAGAAAUCAUUCCGUGAGAGACGGGAAAUCCUGCACGAUGCCUUCGUGCCGGUAGAGGGUGAAUUCCAAUUUGCCCAGUAUGGCGAUGCCAAGGACGUUGAAGAAAUUCAGCAUCUGCUCGAUGAUGCUGUCAAAGCAUCUUGCGAAGGCUUGAUGGUAAAGAUGCUCGACACGGAAGAAUCGGCCUACGAGCCAUCCAAGCGCUCGAGGAACUGGCUCAAAGUGAAGAAAGACUAUCUCUCCGGCAUAGGAGACUCCUUGGACCUUGUGGUCCUUGGUGCUUAUCAUGGCAAAGGCAAACGCACUUCCUGGUAUGGCGCCUUCCUCCUCGCCGCAUACAAUCCCGAUACCCAAAAUUUCGAAACAGUCUGCAACAUCGGCACCGGUUUUUCUGAAUCCCUGCUUGAGGAGCUCGCCAAGGAGCUCUCCGAAAUAGUGAUUGAGCGCCCCAAACCCUUUUACUCUCACUCGACCGUGAAGAACGAUCAACCAGACGUGUGGUUCGAGGCGCGCCAUGUCUGGGAAGUGAAGACGGCAGAUCUUACGUUGAGUCCUCGAUAUAGGGCCGCGAUCGACGAGAUGGGCGGCAAGAAUGGGAUCAGUCUUAGGUUUCCUCGGUUCAUCCAGCGGAGAGACGACAAGAAGCCCGAGGAGGCGACGACUAGCGCGCAAGUGGCGGAGAUGUACAGGAAGCAGGAGGUGAUGCAGAAGGAGCAAUCGACUAAAACUGGCGUGGACGACGACUUUGAGUAUUAGAACCGAGAAAGAAGACCACGAAUGGCAUGACACGAGGUGAUUGGGCACGUGGUGGGUGACUGCUGGUCUGAUUGACCAUCCAGUUGUUGGCCAACAUGAGCAGGAAGGUGGACUUGGAUGGUUGAUGGGGUCAUGAUAUGAUGUGAUGCCAUCAUUGCUCUACCGAAGCAUGAAUUUCUCAUUGUAUCAUCAAAUGAAUUUGCGACGGAAAAGAAAGAAUACAUUUACAAGGCGGCGGAUCUGGCUCCUCCCAGACCGUGCAUGGAGCUGUGAAAUGAAUAAUAGUAUAAGACAAGGAACUCCGCC
Cladophialophora immunda is the source of this 3135-nucleotide messenger RNA. RefSeq lists its product as uncharacterized. The transcript has 2 exons. Gene Ontology annotation, biological process: DNA biosynthetic process; DNA recombination; lagging strand elongation. Gene Ontology annotation, cellular component: nucleus; mitochondrion. Gene Ontology annotation, molecular function: DNA binding; ATP binding; DNA ligase (ATP) activity. Bases 70 to 2829 code for a protein of 919 amino acids. The record is from RefSeq and is a predicted model, not a curated record. Lineage: Eukaryota; Fungi; Ascomycota; Eurotiomycetes; Chaetothyriales; Herpotrichiellaceae.